Messenger RNA from Alternaria arborescens, 1032 nucleotides. RefSeq lists its product as hypothetical. The record is from RefSeq and is a predicted model, not a curated record. The coding region runs from base 1 to 1032 and encodes 343 amino acids. NCBI's taxonomy places the organism in Eukaryota, Fungi, Ascomycota, Dothideomycetes, Pleosporales, Pleosporaceae. The transcript has 2 exons.
AUGAUAUCUGUCUCUCAGGCGACCAGUCUUUCUAGUCUGGUAUUGUCAGAAACUUCACUUUACUCAACGAUCUCGGGGCCGUCUCUGGGGUCCGUUCCAACCAGCGAAGCAAAGAACGAGACCAAUACAGCAAUCGGAACAAAAUCUGUUCAGUCAAGCAGCUUUCUGAUCGAUAGCUCUACAUUCGCUUUUGGUGGCAGUCUCACCAUCUCUGCAUCAGUCACAUUUGAAGAUUUUACGCUGUCUCGAAUCACAAUUCCAACGGAUAGUAUUGUCGCAACCGUGACCGGUAAUACAAGCUCGACGGCGUCAAUCACUACUAUGUCAAUACCGGCGACUGGACUGGGAGCUCAUUCUGCAACAGAGAAUCGCACCGUGUCGUCCUCAGUGGCUCUUAGUACUACGUCCCUGGAAACAAGUGUCCUUCCAAGUGCCGGUACAGACGGAUCGUCUCCCAGUACAGUCGAAACAUCUUCAUUCAGUUCGCCAAUCUCCGGAUCUCUUACUCAAAUCACCAUAUCCUUUACGAGUAGCCGGACUCUGAGCACUGCAUCGUCCAUCCAGUCUGUAGGGAUCCCAACUGCACCAGUUGUUUCUGAUCGUAACAUUACUGUAACAUCGAAAACCGCUUCGGCAGUCACUACGAUGAUGUCUCUCUCCUCUUGGUCGCGCCCUUCCCUCUCAGCAUCUCUCGUUGGGUCGGGUAACAUCUCGCUUCCCAGCGCCACCCAGACAUACAAUUCUACUGGAACUGCUGCUGUCACUGAGUCAAUCAGUACCUCUCAUGCUAGCAGAUCAGGCAGUUCACACAUGGCUCCCGCGUUUGGAUCAAUCUCUCCAUCCACCACCACGUCUGCCAGUUUCUCUAUCCCCACAUCAGCAAGCCCUACGUCGAACUCAGAGUUCUAUUCUAAGCUCUCGCACAAGCCCAUUAUCAAACGACGUUCACAAGGAUUCAACACAGACUCCAAGUGCAGUCCAUACAUCUACCAGCAGUCCUACCGAGACAGUGGUUGCAGCAGCUGCACCUAA